Molecule: messenger RNA, 1290 nt
Organism: Aureobasidium uvarum
Lineage: Eukaryota; Fungi; Ascomycota; Dothideomycetes; Dothideales; Saccotheciaceae
Source: the annotation of a GenBank genome assembly
AUGCAAUUUGGCUCAGAGUCUCAAUUGGAUCGCGUGCAGCAAUGCUCAAUAGACAACUUGCACAAGGACCUUUACUUCCUGAAGAACGCACGUCCGAUUGAGGCGCAAGAGUUCCUUGAUAGACGUGACAAUCUAGCAAAGGCUUUGCACGUUUCAGGUGUUGAUGGGUUUGUCCUCGAGCCAGGGUAUUCGUUCCAGUAUUAUGCGAAUAUCUCUCAACCUCAAUGGGAGCCGUGGGAGCCAUCCGUCAAUAUCUCUACAGGAGAUGUGAAAGCCAAGACAUCCUUCCUCAGCCCACACUUCGAAGAAGGCAGAGUAAGGAUGCUAGGUAUUCCUUCCGACGGCGAACUCGACAUUGUUGUCUGGGAAGAACACUGGAAUCCUUAUCGUACGCUCAAGCAAAGUCUUUUCCCCGACAAGGAUGCCACUCUUAUGGUCGACGAAGAAAUCCGCGAUUUUCUGGUACGCGGGCUCGAUGCAAAUGGCUUCAAGACAGUGGGCUUGGGUGGUGAGGUUGAAGCUGUUCGCCAAGUCAAAACGCCUGCCGAAGUCGAGUUGUUGAGAGCUGUCAAUACAGGCACCAUCGAAGGUAUCAGGGCAAUGCGGCCAUGUCUGGAGCCCGGCUUGACGGAGAACCAGGUCAUCAAAAUCCUGGACAACACUUCAAAGACGAUUGGCUUUGAUCUAUUCUUCGACAUUGUGUUAUUUGAGGGUAAUGCAGCUUUACCACAUGGCGGCUUUGCUACCGGAGACAAGGUAUUGACGCAUGAAACGAUGAUCUUGAUUGAUGCUGGAUAUCACUACUUGGGCUACUCCUCUGAUGUCUGUCGAAGUUUUUUCAUCAACCCACCCAAAAAGUCUUUGCUUCAGCGAUUGCUCCAUUGCUCUGGACCAGAGAUCCAAAACAGUAAGCUCCACGCCGAAAAACUCAAGGUUUGGGACAUCGUACUCGAGGCCCAAACACAAGCAGCGAAAAUGUUUGUGCCCAACGCAACAGCAGCUAGCGUCGACCUCGCUGCCAGAAAAGUCAUCGAUGACGCUGGCUACAAAGGGACUUUUACACAUCGUCUUGGCCAUGGUAUUGGGAUUAAAGCUCACGAAUCUCCCUACCUCAACAAGGGCAAUCAUGAAACUCUUCUUCGUGCCGGGAUGGUAUUUACAGCCGAGCCGGGUAUUUAUUUGGAAAACAGGUUUGGAGUCAGACAUGAGGAUAUCUAUCUUGUCAAGGGANNAGAUGGAGAGGCGGAGGUGUUGAGUGGCAAGCGUGCUGUUUCGCCUUGGCAGCCUUGA